This is a messenger RNA of Drosophila rhopaloa, 2566 nucleotides long. It is a transcript of the gene Nt5b, whose product is annotated as cytosolic purine 5'-nucleotidase. NCBI's taxonomy places the organism in Eukaryota, Metazoa, Arthropoda, Insecta, Diptera, Drosophilidae. The coding region runs from base 386 to 2341 and encodes 651 amino acids. Gene Ontology annotation, molecular function: 5'-nucleotidase activity. The record is from RefSeq and is a predicted model, not a curated record. The transcript has 7 exons.
CACUUUCAGUUGAAAUUCGAACGUUGACCGAAAUCGUUCGAAAAUCGUAUCGCCCAAAGCCAACUGAAUCGAGGAAAAUCCAAUUCCAAAUACGAAUCGAAAUCGAAAUUCCGAAUUGAGUCCCAAAACUUUUUUGUUUUUUAUUUUGUUACCUAAACCGAUCAUCGACAAGAGUGAACCGCGCUGCCACGCACGAUCGCCAUUCAGAUCCAUUCCAAACUCCAGAUCUCGGUGACGUAGACGUCCGCCGAAAACAGCUGAUAAGAUACUUAUCGCACGUCCCCCCCCUCAACCACUUGCACACCCACUGGGCGAAAAAGCUUUAUCAGCAGCAGCAGCGACGCGGCGCAGCAUUUGUGGCCUUGUAAUCCGCGGCACCGCCAAGAUGCCACAGCCUAAACAACAACAACAGCAGAAGCUGCAGCAGCAACAGCUGCAGAAGCAGAAUCCGCUGCAGAAACAUUCCAGCUCCAGUCCGAGCUCCAGUCCGAGCUCCAGUCCGAGUUCCAUUUCCAGUCCCGGCAUCAACACUUCCACGAUCGUAAAGCGGGAACGAGAAAGGGAGCGGGAACGCACGCAGACGAUCGGGGAAACAGACAUGGAUCAGUCGGUGCUCAAUGGAUUAACGUUGGGCGGAGAUGUUGGCGGUUACCAUGGACACAAGCGCGAACUGGGUCACAGAGUGUUUGUGAACAGAUCGUUGCAUUUGGAGAACAUCAAGUACUAUGGCUUCGACAUGGACUACACUUUGGCAGAGUACAAGUCACCGCAGUACGAGCAACUGGGCUUCAACCUGGUUAAGGAGCGCCUGGUUUCCAUGGGCUAUCCGAAGGAGAUCCUUCAGUUCGAGUACGAUCCCACGUUCCCGGUUCGUGGCCUGUGGUUCGACACACUCUACGGCAAUCUGCUGAAAGUGGAUGCCUACGGCAACAUCCUUGUCUGCGUUCAUGGCUUUGAGUUCAUCAAGCAUCACCAGGUGUACGAGCUGUAUCCCAACAAGUUCUUGAAACUGGACGAGUCGCGUGUGUAUGUCCUGAACACGCUCUUCAAUCUGCCGGAAACCUAUCUCCUGGCCUGCCUCACCGACUUCUUCACCAAUAGCUCCGAAUUUGUGCGCGUUGAGCGUGGCAUCAAAGCUGGCGAUUUCCUUUUCACCUACAAGUCGAUUUUCCAGGAUGUGCGUCGCGCCGUCGACUGGGUGCAUUCCGAUGGCGAUCUCAAGCGUCGCACCACGCAGAAUAUGGCACACUAUGUGAAGAAGGACGAGCGCUUGCCCACGGUUCUGUCGCGCAUCCGCGAGUCGGGCGCCAAACUCUUCAUGCUGACCAACAGCGACUAUACGUACACCAAUGAGAUCAUGACCUACCUGUUCGACUUCCCACAUGGCGCCACUCCGGAGGAACCGCAUCGCGACUGGAAGAGCUACUUCGACGUGAUCGUGGUGGAUGCCCGCAAGCCGCUCUUCUUUGACGAGGGCACCGUUCUGCGGCAGGUGGACACCAAGACCGGGGGUCUGAAGAUCGGCACCCACAUUGGACCCCUGCAGCCGGGUCAGGUGUAUUCGGGUGGCUCCUGCGAGCUCUUCACCAAGUUCAUCAACGCCAAGGGCAAGGAUGUCCUGUAUGUGGGUGACCACAUCUUUGGCGAUAUUCUCAAAUCGAAGAAGAUCCGUGGCUGGCGCACCUUCCUCAUUGUGCCGGAAUUGGUGAGGGAGCUGCAUGUGUGGACGGAUGAAUGCCAGCUGUUUGCGGAGCUACAGAACUUGGACAUCAAGCUGGGCGACCUCUAUAGGGACCUCGAUUCGAGUGCCAAGGUCAAGCCGGACAUUUCGCAGCUGCGCACCUGCAUCCGGGAUGUGACGCACAAGAUGGACAUGUCCUACGGCAUGAUGGGCUCCCUCUUCCGCUCCGGCUCGCGCCAGACCUUCUUCUCCAGCCAGGUGGUGCGAUACGCCGACGUCUAUGCGGCCACACUGCUCAACCUCAUCUACUACCCCUUCUCGUAUAUGUUCCGAGCUCCGGCCAUGCUCCUGCCGCACGAGUCCACGGUAGCCCACGACCAGGCCCACCAGCCGCCUCCAGCGCUGGCCCCUGCUCCGGCGGUCACUGGAUACUCCUCGGUGGCAGCAUCGCCGGAUGAGCCGGCACGCAUUGUGGCGGGCACCGAGCAGGCCAAGGACACCAAGGACUUGCAUCGCGCCAGCUCCAUUGUGCACACUCGUCCCUCCACGCCCACCGUGGUGACCCACACCCAUGACGAGGACUACUCCGAGGAGGAGGAGACGCCCAGUGGUGCCGAGUCCUCCACGGAGCAGCCGCUGCGCGACGCCUCCGAAGACUAGGAGCCGCGACCCCCUCCCCCCAGUAAGAAUGUUUGGAUCAACGAAUUUUCUUCUCAAACUUCCCCGACGUCCCAAAAACCCCAACCCAUCCCAAAAUCCACACUGUGGUCGAAGCAAUUGUGAAACGUACGAUUUUCCCUGGCGAUUUUACCCAAACACAGAUAUGUGAAAUUAUAUACCAUAUACGAUAUAUACAUUAAACAUUAUACAUUAGCUGGUUCCAUA